Molecule: messenger RNA, 489 nt
Organism: Diatraea saccharalis (sugarcane borer)
Lineage: Eukaryota; Metazoa; Arthropoda; Insecta; Lepidoptera; Crambidae
Source: the annotation of a GenBank genome assembly
AUGUUCCAACAGGAUUCUGCGGCAGCCCACAAGGCAAAAGUCACCCAAGCAUGGUUUUAUACCAAUGUUCCUUAUCAUUGGUCGCCGGACUUGUGGCCGCCCUCCAGCCCAUAUUGCUAUCCGCUGGAUUACAUCGUGUGGGGCGUAGUAGAGGCAGAGGUGAACAAUGAACCUCAUAACACUAAGGACGCGCUACGUAAAAAAAUUACGGCGGUAAUGACCAAUAUGAACAGAAAGGAGCUGGCUCGGGCGUGUAGGCGAUUCAGGUUUCGGCUGGAGCAGGUCGUUGAGGCGAACGGGGAUUAUAUAGAGUAAUAUUAACGUAUGUGGUGAGGACUUUUAUUUCGCCAAGUUGUGUGCAUGUAAAAAAAUUUUUAGGAUAAUAUAAUUUAUUUUUUCUUUCAGUAAAUUUUUCCGGAUUUACCUGCACGGCCCUGUAUAUUCCACAUUUACUGAUUCUAUCUUUUGUUUUCAUUGUAAGCUUUUUAA